Miscanthus lutarioriparius is the source of this 561-nucleotide messenger RNA. The record is from the annotation of a GenBank genome assembly. Lineage: Eukaryota; Viridiplantae; Streptophyta; Magnoliopsida; Poales; Poaceae.
AUGCCUAAAUUUGUAGCCAAGGGCAGAGAUGGUGCUGGUUUUCGAGGAAAUAUAAGGGUGUUCUGUCGUGUAAGGCCUUUUCACCAUGAAGAGGAUUAUCAAUCCAGAACUCUGUUCACCCUGGAUGAGAAUAAUGUAUUCCUAAAAGUUGCUGAAACCAAGAUAAAGCAAUACAAGUUUGACAAGGUUUUCAACCAAUGCUCAACACAAGGUGAUGUAUUUGCUGAAGUUGAACCAGUGAUAAAAUCAGCUUUAGAUGGCUAUAAUGUUUGCAUAUUUGCCUAUGGUCAGACAGGUAGUGGGAAAACUUAUACCAUGGAAGGCAAGCCUACAGAUCUAGGUGUCAUACCACGUGCGAUUCAAGCACUGUUUGAUCGAACUUCAGGGAGCAACAGAAGGUUUCUGUUCACUUUUAGUAUGCUCGAGAUAUAUAUGGGAAAUUUGCGAGACCUGCUAGUUCCAGGAAGCAAGACACAAGGUUUUAAGAAAGUACCAAGUGCACUUGUGUUCCAAGGCUACCUAGCAGUCCUCCACAACCAAGAAAAUGAACAGGGCCAUUAA